AUGAGUUGCCUGCUGACAACCCAGAGCCAGAACUGCUACCGAGAGCAGAUCCAGAAGGAGAUGUUGACCCGUUUGGCCUGGAAGAGCCGCUAUGCCAAGCUUUACCCGACCUGCUACAAUCCCGGCAACAACAGCACAGAGCCAACGCAGCUGGCCCGUGUGUCUGCUGACUCCCGGUCUGUCCUGCCUCCUGUGACCAGGACACCCGAGAAGCAGAGCAACCUUCCUCCUCCUCCUCGUCCUCCUCCUGAGCUCUCUUUGGAAGGGGAAAGCCAGCUCAGUGUGGCCCCCUUGAUGAGGCCAGUUUCUCCCCAGACCAGACAUGCUCUCUAUCAGGACUCCUCUCACCAUGGGAAAGGGCGGAGUCUGUACCUGCAGAGGCGUGGCCAUAUUAGACCUGAGGAGAAGUUUGACUUUCCUUUGCUCUCGUCCUGGGAGUAUGGGUGGAGGCUGGGCGACUACACUCUAGAUUACAAGACGCCGUCCCGUGCCAAGUCUUCAGUGGUGAAGAACACCUUCUACGCCAGGAACGGCGUGUUCAGCAGCCCAUCAGCUACUGACGCACUGGGCUGA
Molecule: messenger RNA, 573 nt
Organism: Chelmon rostratus (copperband butterflyfish)
Lineage: Eukaryota; Metazoa; Chordata; Actinopteri; Chaetodontiformes; Chaetodontidae
Exons: 4
Coding region: 1-573 (190 amino acids)
Source: RefSeq, a predicted model, not a curated record